AUGAACGACCCCGGCGUUGACGAGCCCAUCAGCAAUGCCGCCCAAGACCUGGAGCAAGACCCCUACGAGGGCACCGAGAAGCAGCGGGAGGAGGAAGAGCAGGACUUCCUCGAUCCAAGCCGAUGGUGGUUCGCAUCCACAGCAUGCCCGCUCCUCGCCGGAACCUUUGGCCCCCUUGCCAACGCCUUCUCUAUCUGUGCCUUGGUGGAGAAGUGGAGGGUGUAUAUCCCGCCUGGCAUGGACGAGACCGUUGGAACGCCGGUUCAGGAUCCCUCAUGGCUGAUUGCCAUCAACGCAGUAUCCCUGGCCUGCGCUCUAACGGCUAAUCUUGCCCUGCUUCUAAACAUGGCGCGUCGUCUCAAAUUCAACAUCGCACAGCCUAUUACCAUCGGAGGCUUUGCUCUCGCUGCCGUUCUACUCAUAGCUCUUGUCGCCGUCGCGUCCUCUUCAUACUUCCGCAUGCCACCCGCCGAUGCCCAUGCGCUCUCCCAAGCCUUCUACUAUGCAAUCAUCGCUGCAUCGUUGUAUGCCAUCAUUUCGAUGCUCAUGGUGCUGACCGUCUACGGCGCGUGGAAAGGACACUACAAGACAGAGUUCCGCCUCACCAUCAGUCAGCGUACAUUGAUGCUGCAGACCAUCAGCUUCUCCGUUUACCUGCUACUCGGUGGCCUGGUGUUCAGCUAUAUUGAGGGCUGGGAGUUCUUGGACGGUGUGUAUUGGGCUGACUAUACGUUGCUGACCGUAGGACUGGGCUCGGACUUCCCGCCCAAGACCCACCUUGGCAGGUCUCUUUUGUUUCCGUUUGCCAUCGGCGGUAUCCUCAUGGUCGGUCUCGUGGUCGGCUCCAUCCGCUCCCUCGUUCUUGAAAGAGGAAAAGCCAAGUUGGAGGCAAGAAUGACCGAAGUCAAACGAGAGAAGGUUUUGGGGAAUCUGGACCCAAGCAAGCAGACGGUCAGGAUUGGAAUGUUCCAGACGAUACACUUCUCGUUCGAAGGGCUCUCUGAGUUUGAGAGACGAGAACAAGAGUUUCAUGUCAUGCGUCACAUCCAGAAAUCUGCUGAACGGAGUCGGAGAUACACGGCGCUUGGACUUUCUAUCGCAGCGACCUGCGGUCUAUGGUUCAUAGGCGCAGUGGUAUUCAGAGCUUCCGAGGGCACCCACCAGGGUUGGUCGUAUUUCCAAGCGCUUUACUUUUCCUACACCUCGCUCCUCACGAUUGGAUACGGCGACUACUGUCCUAAGAGCAAUUCCGGGAAGCCUUUCUUCGUCGUUUGGUCCAUCAUCGCUGUUCCAACACUGACCAUUCUCAUUUCAAACAUGGGGAACACUGUGGUAAAAGGGUUCAGCGAGUUCACCAUAUGGCUCGGGAGCUUGACGGUGCUGCCUCAAGAGAGUGGUUUCCGGGCCACUCUGAAAUCCAAUCUAGCAGGGGUCCGAGAUAACUCGUUGUUCAAGAAGGACAGCAGCCUUCCGGAGUUUGAGAAGCCCCCUGGGUUCCUGCCUCACAACAGCAACAAUCAGCAAGAAAGAGACCGGAUGGGAUUAAAGGAUAGGGUCGAAUCAGCGGCUCUCAAUCGAUUGAUGGAGCACCUUGAGGAAGAAGAGCUCGCGGAAGCCGAAGAUGCGGAAGAAAAACAUGACGAGCUUGCUCGAGACAUUCACUUCUACCAUUUUGUUCUCGCCAAGGAGACGAGAAAGGUCAUGAAGGAUCUCAAUGCAUCUCCGCCCAAACAAUAUUCCUAUCAGGAGUGGGCGUACUACCUGAAGCUUAUCGGUCAAGACGAGGCCAAUCCAGGCGGACAUCGCAAGCCACCGGCGAAACCAGAAAGAAAUAAGAAUCACAAAGCUGAUAUCGGGGCCGGCGCAGGGACAGCCAGGUUUGACGGUGACAAAGUGUACGCGUGGAGCUGGCUAGGUACUAGGAGCCCGCUGAUGGGAUCCAAGUUGGAAGCGGAGUGGAUCUUAGAAAGGCUGUCGACGUCACUCGAGCAUGAACUAAGGACGCUGAAGUUAUCGAAAGCAAGAGAGAGGAUGGAGCCUCCGCCGAUUUCAAUGGCAGAUUUGAAGAGAAGGAAGUUAAGCGGCAGUGCCGAGAAGUCCGAGUGA
Molecule: messenger RNA, 2106 nt
Organism: Diplodia corticola
Lineage: Eukaryota; Fungi; Ascomycota; Dothideomycetes; Botryosphaeriales; Botryosphaeriaceae
Product: potassium channel
Exons: 3
Coding region: 1-2106 (701 amino acids)
Biological process (GO): potassium ion transmembrane transport; stabilization of membrane potential
Cellular component (GO): membrane
Molecular function (GO): potassium ion leak channel activity
Source: RefSeq, a predicted model, not a curated record